Uranotaenia lowii is the source of this 375-nucleotide messenger RNA. RefSeq names its product histone H2A. NCBI's taxonomy places the organism in Eukaryota, Metazoa, Arthropoda, Insecta, Diptera, Culicidae. Gene Ontology annotation, cellular component: nucleosome. The coding region runs from base 1 to 375 and encodes 124 amino acids. The transcript has a single exon. The record is from RefSeq and is a predicted model, not a curated record. Gene Ontology annotation, molecular function: DNA binding; structural constituent of chromatin; protein heterodimerization activity.
AUGUCUGGCCGCGGCAAAGGAGGAAAAGUCAAGGGAAAGGCAAAGUCCCGAUCAUCUCGUGCCGGACUUCAGUUCCCAGUUGGUCGUAUCCAUCGUCUGCUCCGCAAGGGCAACUACGCAGAACGUGUCGGAGCUGGAGCUCCCGUCUAUCUGGCCGCUGUCAUGGAAUAUCUGGCAGCUGAAGUGCUGGAAUUGGCAGGAAACGCCGCUCGUGACAACAAGAAGACCCGUAUCAUCCCGCGUCAUCUUCAGCUGGCCAUCCGCAAUGACGAGGAGUUGAACAAACUGCUCUCGGGUGUCACCAUCGCUCAGGGAGGUGUUUUACCCAACAUCCAAGCCGUUCUGCUGCCCAAGAAGACCGAAAAGAAGGCUUAA